Messenger RNA from Acanthopagrus latus (yellowfin seabream), 4632 nucleotides. It is a transcript of the gene znf385c, whose product is annotated as zinc finger protein 385C. The record is from RefSeq and is a predicted model, not a curated record. Gene Ontology annotation, molecular function: zinc ion binding; nucleic acid binding. Gene Ontology annotation, cellular component: nucleus. The transcript has 12 exons. Lineage: Eukaryota; Metazoa; Chordata; Actinopteri; Spariformes; Sparidae. Bases 356 to 2173 code for a protein of 605 amino acids.
AGCUCCAAAUAUGUGUCAGCUCUAAGUUGUGACUGACAGGUAAUUAGCCUAAUUAGCUACUUGCAAGGGAAGCUAGCUCACCUGACGACCUGUGUGUGUGUGCUGAACUAUUACAUAAACGUUUACAUUAUUCAAUUCAAUAUUCAAAGACAGGAUAUAUUCAGCAGACAUUUCAGCAUCUCAACACACAAGAAAAAGGGAGCUAGUAAACAGGAAUGAGUGCGAGACGGGACGCAACAUGGCGGAUCAGUUGGCUGGAAGCUGGACACCAGUGCGACAGAAAGUCAGGAGAGAAGAUGGAGAACAACAUGGCCCCUGUGCAUCACUUGAAUGAUUAAUCCUUUUGAGACCAGGUAUGAAACGUCCGUUCAGCCCAUCGCCUCUGCCGAGCGCCGAGCUGGACAGGAGAGGGUUCGGCGGCGUUCUGGGGGUGCAGAUGGACGUCGAGCCCUGCUGCGACACCCAGGAUGAGGGUGCAGUGUCGGACGAGCAGUCACCAGGGGGAGCCCUGUCUUCUCCGCUCCUCAGACCUAAGAGGGAGAGAAAGCAGAGGAGCUACACCUUGUGCGAGGUGUGCAACAUCCAGCUCAACUCAGCCGCGCAGGCCCAGAUCCACUACAACGGCAAGUCCCACCAGAAGAGGCUCAAGCAGAUCAGCAACGGCAAGAUGCCAAGCAACACAGAUUUUCCAGACCAUCUACCAUCAGGUACGUCAGCCCAGGGCAGCCCUCUUCUGGCUUCCCUCCCUGUCCCGGGACGGCCUCUGCAACCUCAGCUCGACCUCAAACACCUCCUGCCCUUCAGACUCAAUGGAUCCUCUCCCCUCAGCCUCUUUCCCAACUUCAACACGAUGGACCCCGUCCAGAAGGCGGUGAUCAACCACACGUUCGGCGUCCCUCAGCCCCUCAAGAAGAAACAGAUUAUCUCCUGCAACAUUUGCCACCUGCGCUUUAACUCAACGAACCAAGCGGAGGCGCACUACAAGGGCCACAAGCACGCCCGCAAGCUCAAAGCCAUGGAGGCCCAGAAGAACAGGCAGCGACGAGCCGGCGAAGCCUCGUCCGCGGGGAGGGAGAGGGACCGAGACAGAGAUCGCGAUCGGGAACGAGAUCGGGAACGGAACAAGACGUCCUCGUCCGAGGCGGCUCUCCCUGCACUCAUGGAUACAAACAUGGUGGAGGGAACAACUCUCCAGUCUGAUCUAGCACAAACCAACCUGGAGGCGAAGCUGGAGGACAGUCCCAGGAGCUCAGUCAUGCUGACACCGGUAUCUGAGGUUUCCUCGGUGGAGCUGGUCACCCUCUCCCCUCCUCAGAUUUCACCUUCCUCGCAGCUCUCAGAGACCGCCUCAGACACUAGCGCCCCCGAGGUCCCGGAGGCCGCCGACGCCGCAGAGGCGGCAGGCCCGACCGCCGAGACAGGCAGCCAUGCAGACGAGUCCAGCACAAAUGGGGAGCCGCGUACAGACGAUGAGAAGGACCCCAAGAAGAGCAAGGCUCACCUUCAUUGUCCUGUCUGUAAAGUCACCGUCAACUCCGUCUCUCAGCUGGAAGCACAUAACAGCGGUACAAAGCACAAACUGAUGCUGGAGGGUCACAGCGUUCUGCCUCGACGCAGGGGGAAAGUAGUGGCAACGCGCGCCGGCUGCAAGAGCAAGCGGCUGGGCAGCAAAGGCAGCGUCGGGGUGCCUAGCAAGAACUUUCAGUGUGAAGUGUGUGAGAUCUUUGUGAACUCUGAGACCCAGCUUAGCCAGCACAUGAACAGCAGACGGCACAAGGAUAGGCUGGCCGGAAAACCACCCAAACCCAAAUUUACCCCCCACAGCAAGAGCCAGCCAAGCUCCAGCUUAGCGAACGUGAGAUGGAGUGGCUAUGCAGGCGUGGCUGUGUCUGCCAUGAAGAAAGCGUUCAGCCAGUACAAUCUCACCUCCCUCUCCUCGCAGACCAAGCUGGCCUUGCAGAAGCAGCUGACCAAGAGCUUGACGACUGGCUUCCUGCCCAGCCCCCUCACCCAGCCAACCCUGUGCACAGUGGCAACUAACCCGCUGGCUCUGCGCCACCCAGUGGGCACCACCACCUUCAUCCAGACCCCCUUCCUGGGCCCUGCACUGUUUCGGCCUGCUCCGGGGCCACUGCGGGCCACACACACACCCAUCAUCUUCUCCCCCUACUAAAGACUUGACCCACUUCUCAUUUGAGCUCCACCCGUGUCCCUUUACCAAACCCCAGGCCCUCCUCCAGUGUGACCCACAUAACAAAGGCCACACGCAAACUAUGCAGCCCGCCUGACUAACGAUGGAAAGAGUGCACAAGUCCUGACGCUCAGUAGGCCGUUAGGCCUGAGAGCUGUUCCUAUCAUAAAGGCCAAGAUCUCCCAUCAUGCCUUCUUUCUGCUCCUCUUAUCAUGACCUAAGGAGGAGGACAGGCCUCCAGACAGUGACUGGUGCACAGAGGCCACUUCUAUAGCCAUUUCAUGGGUCAACGUGGUUUGGAUUCUGAUAUUAUUGUGUAAUUUAUUAGAGAACAAAUAUAGACAAGUCUAGAUGUAUGUUUAGUGUGGUUGCCACAAAAUAAGGUCCCUUUACUUGAUGCUCUUUUAAAAACAUUUUUAACUUAUUGGUUCAGGGGUUUUAUGAAAGGUGGGAAGAUCACAAUUCAUUAAAGCAGCUGAAGCCGAGUCAUCCUCCUGUAUGACUGGACCAGCCAGUGUCAACAAGCUGAGAGGAUCAUCUGAGGCCAGAUCCAUCUUGGAUAUGGCAAAUAUCAAACAACUGUCUGUCUGCACGAAUUUAAAACAUUUGAAGGAUACAUGUGGGUGGUACAUGAAGCUCUAACUACAUACUGAUUGUCCAUGUGUUUAAAUCCAUACAGCACCAUUUUGCACCUCCAGCCCUCUCCCAAACACAGUUUUCCCUGAGCCCUAAACUCGUAUAAUCAACACAUUUCUUUCGCUCUGAGUCAGAGCCACAGUCAGAGCCCUCCAGAUUUCUUUUCCUCCCCUGUAUCCCCAGGAUUAAGCACUCAUUAAGGUCCAGAAAAGGUCAGCUUGUCAACUUGACUUUGUUUCAAUUUGCAAAUCUGUCUUAGCAAUGUUUUUGGGUUUUUUUUGCUCCAGUGCAUCAUUCACGCAAAUGCAGCCCGAGCAUUAUGUUCUCACCAAGCUAGCAGCAUGAAAAUGUUCUUACAACUAUGGAUGCCAUCAUAAUCUUUCCCCCUCUUCUUUCCUCCCCUUCUCCCUUCACCACGCUGGCGUCAGCUCGCUGUUAUUCUUAAUUUUCCCUGCCGUUAUCUCUGCAUGAGAUAAUGAAGAAGAAGAGGGAAACCCCCCCCCCAUAACACAUGCGCACACAAUCACACAAAUAACGCCAACACGAUGGAUAACUUGAGGACGUGAUGGGAUUCAGAGCUCUGUGGAAAGUUUGGAUGACAGUGGGUGGGGGAGGCUGCUCAGCCAGUACUUGAUUGACAUCCUUUUUGCAGUGUCUGCACACAGCGUGGGAGGGAACAAAAGCACAGUGCCAUGGCAACCACAUUAAAAAGCACCUUAAUACUGAUUUACUUACAAAAGCAAUGAAAAUUGUGUUGAUAUUCUCCUCUUUUUUUUUUCUUUUUCCUUUUGCUCUAGGUGUAUGUUUUAACGAUCCCAUGUCGAUUUCAGUGAGAAUUUUUGCUCGUUUAAAAAAAAGAAAACCUAACAAAAAAAAAACACAAAACAAUCAGGUGAGAAUGAUCACGUCUCACAUUUUAAAAGCAAUACAUUCAGUAUGUUUAUGUUUAUGAUGUGUUUUCAGUGUGUCGAUGGCUUUAUCUUACUCUAUACUGUACACACGUGUAACAAUGUAUCAUGUGCUCCGACACAGCCAAGGGCCGACUCUGAGUUGCCAGCUCGGAGUCACUUGUGAAACGCGGGCUUGUCCUCGUGGUGCUGCCCUUGAUGCUCGACGCUCACGGUCAGUCUCCGCGUGCUGUGACUCUGGGCUAAGGCCGCGUUUUGUUUGUUUUUUUUUUUCAUUUAUAGCUGCUCUUGCGCUGCAGAAGAGGGGGGCUUCGGCACCGCGUCACAUUGCUGUUCUCGCUUUUUUCUUUUUCAUUUUUUUUUUUAAAAAGUGGAGCAGGAGAACUUUUGUACGACUUCCACUGAGCGAAACAACGUCACGUCAAGAGAUCUUUAGGGACUUAAAUGUCACAAGUGCAACGUCGACUGUCAUAUUGCUGUUCAUGCGCCCACCCGGGAUAUCUGCCGACGCCCUCCCUCUGCCCACACGGACUGUCGGCGAGGUGUCGUAAGGGACUCAGAGCGCCACGCAUCAUCCCUCCUUCGACAAAACAAACCGUGUUUCUCUUACAUUAGUCAUGGAGCGAGUCCUAUGCAUUUCUCAUUGUGCAAUAUGUAUAGUUGUCUGUGAUUCAGCAGUGCCAUCUGUUGUGAAAACCCUGUAAUUGCCAUCCAGUACUAGUGCUUCUACAAAACGAUCAUGUGUACAUUUUUCUGUUUGAGGACCCCCACCACCCAACCCCCACCCACCCAAGUCUCUCUGGGUAAGCGAAGCCACCGGGUCCCCCCAGCCGCCAUACCGAUGUGAUUCUCCCCAGUCGCACUUACUCAGUGAACCAGCCAGCCUUUAAUCUUCAC